Molecule: messenger RNA, 637 nt
Organism: Piliocolobus tephrosceles (Ugandan red Colobus)
Lineage: Eukaryota; Metazoa; Chordata; Mammalia; Primates; Cercopithecidae
Gene: PLAC8L1
Product: PLAC8 like 1
Exons: 4
Coding region: 53-589 (178 amino acids)
Source: RefSeq, a predicted model, not a curated record
UAUUGCCAAAGGGAAAAAGGAUAGCCCAAGUGACAAGAAAACACUUCUCAAUAUGAAUUGGUUUGGAAGUAACUUCUUCAAGUCUCCUGAGGAUCUUUCCUUACUCAACAUACACUCACCUCUGUUGUCAUGUAUGUCAUCUGAAGAUGAACAAUAUUUUAUUUCCAGCUUGAGGGGCCACGUACCAGCCAGCGCUGUGGUGAAGCAGCCUGUUCGGGGAGCCAGUGGCAGGACGACAAUCACAGCAAUUGUCCAGACUGGCGGGGGCUGGAGCACCGGUCUCUUCAGUGUCUGCAGAGAUAGGAGAAUUUGUUUCUGUGGUCUAUUCUGUCCUAUGUGUCUUGAGUGUGACAUCGCCAGGCAUUAUGGAGAGUGUCUUUGUUGGCCGUUGUUACCUGGGUCCACCUUUGCACUGAGAAUUGGCACCAGGGAGAGACAUAAAAUACAGGGCACGCUGUGUGAAGACUGGCUGGCGGUGCACUGCUGUUGGCCUUUUUCCAUCUGCCAGGUGGCCCGUGAACUCAAGAUGAGGACCUCCCAAGUGUAUGAAAUCUGUGCAGUCCCAAUGACUAAAGACACCCUGGUUUGACAAAGCAAGAUAACUCCUCUUUCUUACUCCCCAACACCCUCCUCUCAA